This is a messenger RNA of Malania oleifera, 1073 nucleotides long. RefSeq names its product ubiquitin-conjugating enzyme E2 2. NCBI's taxonomy places the organism in Eukaryota, Viridiplantae, Streptophyta, Magnoliopsida, Santalales, Ximeniaceae. The transcript is spliced from 7 exons. The record is from RefSeq and is a predicted model, not a curated record. The coding region runs from base 356 to 814 and encodes 152 amino acids.
AGAGAGAGAGUGGGGACGGCGGAGCAGAAGAAGCCAAGCACAUCCCCAUAAAUAUCACACUCCAUUUCUUUCUUCUUUUACCUGUUCAUAUUCCAGCAAGGUGGAGAAGAGCCCUAGCUGUCUCUGCGAGUCCAAGGCCGCGGACGCUUGAGCUUCUGGAAGUAUCUGCUGGCAGAUCCUGAUAGAAAGAGGAAACACGUAGACUUUGUGUUUAAUGGGGUCAAAACCCUAAGCUUGUCUGGUUGGUAGAUUAAUAAAUCAUGCUCCGAACAGGACUUGUGAAAUUCUUGUACUUACGGAGGAAAUACUAGCGUCAGUUCAACGGAGAAAGUUGGGAUUUUUAGGUGGUGCGACAAUGUCGACUCCUGCUAGGAAGAGGCUGAUGAGAGAUUUCAAGAGGUUGCAACAAGAUCCUCCUGCAGGCAUUAGCGGUGCCCCCCAAGAUAACAAUAUAAUGCUUUGGAAUGCUGUUAUCUUCGGCCCUGAUGACACUCCAUGGGACGGAGGCACGUUCAAGUUGACACUUCAAUUUACAGAAGAUUAUCCUAACAAGCCACCAACAGUGCGAUUUGUAUCUCGAAUGUUCCAUCCAAAUAUUUAUGCAGAUGGAAGUAUUUGCCUUGAUAUUCUACAAAAUCAGUGGAGUCCAAUAUAUGAUGUAGCAGCCAUAUUAACGUCUAUCCAGUCUCUGCUUUGUGACCCAAACCCUAAUUCUCCUGCAAAUUCAGAAGCUGCUCGGAUGUUUAGUGAGAACAAGCGUGAGUACAACCGCAGAGUAAGGGAAAUUGUUGAGCAGAGCUGGACUGCAGACUAACUCUGCGUUGGUGUGCUGCUAGGGUUGUAGUCCAUCUGAGAGUUUGAAGAUUUAUUUCCAGUAGAGUGCCACUUUAAGGAGCAUUGUGCGAACUCAAAUUCAAGUCAUGUAUGGCUCAUGUUAUCUUCACUUCCUGAUACAAGUGGGGCCAUUUUAUCUUUGUUUCGUGAUGAUUUGCUGCAUUGUGUGUCAUAAGCUUUUGUAAAUUGGAUCUUCAUGUAUCAAUUUGCCUUGAAAUGUCACAAAUUUUUAUGCUUCA